GCAUCAUAAGACCUAACUUUCCGAUCGCGAGAUCAUUGUAGAUGAUCAUGCCAUGUCAUGAAAGUUCCAUUGUGAAAACCGUGAUGAAAUAAAUGGUGUUGAGAAUUGAAUAAAUGUUGUGAUGAGAAUUCAAGUACGUGCUGGAAUUGAAAGCGAAGAAUGGUGUUAGAGAUGAAAUCAGUAAUGUGUUCACCUGCUGCGAAUCGAAAGUCCUUCCUGUCUGCUCUAAUCUUCACGAGACGUCCUCACCGUUGUAAUAAAAAUAGUCACAGUAUACCAUGGACAUGGGGAAGAAGAGAGAAUUAUUGUGCAGCAGCCAUGGUGGCAGAAAAGGCCUCCAUUUGUUCAGCUGAUGAAUUGCAUUAUUUAAAUGUGCCCAACUCUGAUUGGACCUUAGCUCUCUGGCGCUACAAUCCUCCACCGCAGGCUCCUUCCAGAAAUCAUCCUGUUCUUCUUCUCUCUGGCGUCGGAACGAAUGCCAUUGGGUACGACCUUUCUCCUGGGGCUUCAUUCGCUCGCCAUAUGUCUAGACAAGGAUUUGACACAUGGAUUUUGGAGCUGAGAGGUGCUGGCCUGAGUAAAAGAGAAGGGGGAACUACGGCAAAUGAAACUUGUAUUAAAAAUGGUACUACCAUUGAGUUGAUGGAUACUCUGAGUGAAGAUGACUCAAAUGGUUGCUUAAUCAAACCGGAUCAGAGUCUCACAGAAAUUGAUUCUAAAGCAGAGACUCAAAACAGCACUGCUAGUGAAGACGAACUUGAAACAGCCCAGGAGAGAUCAGAAUUGGUAGCUAGAUUGUCAGAAGCAUUUUUACAACUCCCAGACAAAAUGACUAAUUUUCUGAAUGAAAGCCAAUAUAAGGCUAUGGCUUCUAGAUUAAUUGACCAGAUAUCUGAACUUCGGGGAGAUGCUCAACCCUCAGAACGCUUCAUGGAAAUUAAAGAAAAGCUAUUAAAGCUGUUUGAGGAGGGGCGAAACUCUGCUACUGCUUCACAGAUUGCAGAGAUGAGUCAUAGGCUUGUUAAGAUGGUGCUAGAUGGUCCAUCACAGAUCUUUGAUCUACGUGAACGCCUCAGCUCAAAAAUUGACGAUUAUCAGAAACAAAUGGAUCUGAUUAUGGAAUAUAAUUGGGACUUUGAUAACUAUUUAAAAGAAGAUAUUCCUGCAGCGAUGGAUUAUAUACGGAGCCAGACCAAGCCUAAGGAUGGAAAACUAUUUGCUAUAGGUCACUCUAUGGGAGGAAUUUUGCUUUAUGCACAUCUGUCAUCUUCUGCUAGGAUAGGAAAACAAAGUGGUUUCGCAGCCAUUGUUACAUUGGCAUCAUCUCUUGAUUAUACGGCCUCAAACUCGUCAAUGAAGUUAUUGGUUCCACUUGCAGAUCCAGCAAAGGCUAUUAAUGUUCCUGUUCUUCCUUUGGGAAAGUUAAUGGCUGCAAUAUAUCCGCUUUCCUCACAACCUCCUUAUGCUUUGUCUUGGCUCAAUCGCCAGGUGUCUGCACGAGAUAUGAUGCAUCCAGAGCUGUUUAAGAAGCUCGUCUUGAGUAACUUUUGUACAGUACCGGCAAAGCUGAUCUUGCAGCUUGCAACAGCUUUUCGUCCUGGUGGAUUGCAGAAUCGAACUGGGUCCAUCUAUUAUAAGGAGAAUUUAGAUAAAUGCAAAACUCCUGUUUUAGCAGUAGCUGGAGAUGAGGACUUGAUUUGUCCACCAGAAGCUGUACUUGAUACUGUGAAAGAAUUUCCUCCAGAAUUGGUUACUUACAAACUCUUUGGUGGAGAAAACGAUGUACAUUAUGCUCAUUAUGAUCUUGUUGGGGGCCGUCUGGCAACCGAAGAGGUAUAUCCUUCUAUUUUGGAAUUCCUUACCAAACAUGACAGUUCUGAAAGUAGUGACAUUUCAGAAAAAGGUUACUGACAUUCAAAUUAGAGGACAAUUAUGGUUUUGUUGCACUGUAAUGAGAAACUCCUUGUCGACCUAAGUGGCAAAUCUGUAUCAGUAAAGUAUGAUGAGUGAUUGUUUGGUCGAGGAAAAAACAGUACUCCUAAUGAGAUCCUUUUCUUGUUGCAAUUUAAUAAUUUAUCUUUUACUUUUCUAAUGCUCUAGAAGCAAAAUUCUAUUGCUGAAUAUUUCUUUUUCUUGUUUUUGCUAGCAUGGCCAAAAAUGGUGGACAUAUAUAUAUGUUGACUCUACAAACUUUUCUCCAGACUGCUAUUACUGAUUAACAUCAAGCAUAGGAUGGACAUUAUCAUUGGCAUGUCAGUCAAAAUUUCUAUGCGUCUGGGAUCUCAACUGUUUAGCUUUCUUCAUUGAAGUUUAUUGAAAUUAAACAAUUAAUUAUUCUUGUUUGGUGGAAAGUGCAUGUAUUUAUAAGCAUAAGAUUAUGGCAGAGAUGAGGUAUUAUUGGCCUUGUUCACGAUAUAUUUGACAAAUACAUCACAAACAAGUGUAUUUUUCGCGCUUGGAUGUGUUAUGUGAAUUGGUACACCAAUAGUCAUUAGGUUAAGAAACCGAAAUUUGAAAAAUAUGUGCAAAAAUACACUCAACAUGUUUGUCUAUUGGGAGUUACUGUAGAAAUUGAAAAUAGAACAUUUUAUAAACAAGGGAAUGAUAUUUGUGAA
Cryptomeria japonica (Japanese cedar) is the source of this 2615-nucleotide messenger RNA. RefSeq lists its product as uncharacterized. The transcript is spliced from 10 exons. Lineage: Eukaryota; Viridiplantae; Streptophyta; Pinopsida; Cupressales; Cupressaceae. The record is from RefSeq and is a predicted model, not a curated record. Bases 160 to 1911 code for a protein of 583 amino acids.